Molecule: messenger RNA, 2048 nt
Organism: Alligator mississippiensis (American alligator)
Lineage: Eukaryota; Metazoa; Chordata; Crocodylia; Alligatoridae
Product: FH2 domain-containing protein 1
Exons: 10
Coding region: 75-1889 (604 amino acids)
Source: RefSeq, a predicted model, not a curated record
CCCGCGCGGGGCUUCUCCGGCCGCGCGCUGCACGCGGGGUGCCCCCGCAGGGCUGGGUGCUGCUGCUCGUGCCCAUGGCGCCCCCGCCGCCCCGGGCCCCGGUGCCACCCCCGCCCGCCCCGCCGCCGCUGCCCCCCGGCAGCCCCGCGCCCGCCCCGUCGCGGGCCCGGCUGCGGCUGCGGCAGCUGCACUGGGCGGCGCUGGGCGAGGCGCAGGUGCGGGGGCGCCGCACGGUGUGGGGGGCCGGGGCCGACCCCGACCCCAUCCCCGUCCCGCUGGACCGGCGGCACCUGGAGGAGCUGUUCGCGGAGCCGCCGGCCGCCCCCCGCGGCCUGUCCCCCCUCGGCCGCCCCCCCGGACAGGUCUCGCUGCUGGAUGCCAAGAAGAUCCUGAACCUGGGCAUAUUCCUGAAGCAGCUCAAGAGGCCGCUGCGGCAGAUCGUGGCUGACCUGCGGGACGGGGCGGGCGCACUGUAUGGCGCCGAAAAGUUGCUGGAGCUCCGCAAGAUGCUGCCAGACGCUGAGGAGGCCCGGAAGCUGGCGGCCUUCUGCGGCAGCCGUGGACAGCUCUCGGAGCCCGAGCUCUUCAUGCUGCUGCUCACCGAGGUGCCCGGCUACGCGCAACGCCUGGAGCUGCUGGUGCUGCGAGAGGAGUUCUUCCCUCGGCUCAACGCGCUCGGGUCCUCCAUCCAGGUGCAGACCGCCGCCACCACCGAGCUGCUGGAGUGCAAGGAGCUACACAUCAUCCUGCACCUCAUCCUGAGAGCCGGCAACCACCUGAACACCGGUGGUUAUGCAGGCCAGGCUGCUGGCUUCCGCAUGGCCUCGCUGCUGCGGCUGAUGGACACCAAGGCCAACAGGCCGGGCAUGGACCUCCUGCACUUCGUGGCCAUGGAGGCUGAGAGGAUGGAGCGAGGUCUGCUGGACUUCCCAAGCAAGUUGCAGCACGUGGGACCGGCCUCGCGGAUCGUGGAGCAAGAUGUGGCGCAGGAGCUGCAGGGCCUGGCGGCGCGGCUGGAGGGGGCGCAGGCUGGCCUGGAGGCACUGGGGCUGCGGGCGCAGCUGGGCCCCUUCGUGCGUGUGGCGGAGGUGGCACUGGGUGAGGUGCAGGCCGCCCUGGCCCACCUGCGGCUGGCGACCGCCGCGCUGCUGGACUUCUACUGCGAGGACCCGGAGUGCAGCAGCCUGCAGGAGCUGUGCGCUGUGAUGCACACCUUCGCCGUGCGCUUCCUCGCUGCCGUGCAGGAGAACGAGGCACGGGCACAGGCGGAGCAGCGCCGAGCGCGGCUGGAGCGGGAACGACAGCAGAAGCGCCGUUCCAUCGCCACCUGCUCGGCCCGCGAUGCCAACCUGCCCCAGCCCGACCUGGACCUGCUGCUGUGGCGCCCGCCCCGGCCCCGUCGCCCAGCCCGCAGCCCCCGUGGCCCCGGCGUCCGCCUCUGCCUCCCACCCGAUCUCCAGGCCAGCCCCGGGUGCCCUGCCACGCUGCUGGGUCCCAGGGCCAGCGCUGGGGACUGUGCCAUGCUCCCCCGCCUGUCCCGGCGCCACACGGUGCCCACCCUGCCCACCCUGCCCGAGCCCCAGGACCCUGUGGAGCCAGUGCCCACCUCCCCGCCCCCACCUGCCCCGGAGCACAUGGGGGGUAUCUUUGGGCAGGGUCUCAAGGCCUGGCUUCCAGAGCAGCCCCCAGCUCCAGCCCCAGCAGCACCCCUGGCUAGGGCCCGCUCGCCCUCGUCCUCCUUCCGCUUCUCCAGUCUCUUCCACAAGAAGGGGGGGCAGGACCAGCCCGUCUCCCCCGGGGCCCAGCCCCAGCCCCGUGACCUCUCUACCUUGGUUGGCUUCUUUCGCUGCCUCAGCACGGUGGGGGAGAGGUGGCGUUGGGCCCCGUAGACCUGAGGGCGUCAGCCCCAUACAGCCCUACCCCGCAGGGUGCCUGUGGCCCCUGUCCUGCAGGCCCUGGCCAGCCUGGGGAUGGCGGUGUGCCCGCGGGCCCUCCCUGCGGCUGCUCUCGAGAUGUUUUUAUUGUUUGCUAAUAAAAAGUGAGAACUG